CCUUUCCUCUUGCCUGUCCUGUGUCAGUGCACAGCUCAAAACUGCUGCUUCGUUGCAACGUAGAAGAGCUGGAGUUUCUUAGAUGAUAGAUGGGCUUUCUGCAAGGAGAGCCAGUAUGUUUUGUGUUUGAGGCAAUGUGCAUGUGGGGUUUACGCUGGAGAGGGGUAAGGCUGCUGAAUAUGUGCAGUAAUUUGGAGUGCUUUUUAAUUUGACAGGAAAGGCAUAGUGAGGCCUCAUAAGCAUGAGCUGGACCUUUAUAAGAGGUGAAAACUGAAGAAGAUAUGUUUAAGUAUAAUUACUCAGUGGGAUGUGAUAAGCUGCCUGUCAUUUUAAGUCUUUGAAUCAGGCAGGGUGUUUUGUCCCACAAGGCACUGCACCUGCUGGGAGCCCUGGGUGACUCCCAGGAGGCCUUUGGCUUGCGUUAUGGUGCAGGUGAGCCCAGGGCACAACUGCAGGUCCAUCGCUCGGCAGCCUGAGCCCCCGAGUGGAGCAGCAGCUGUGCGAGCCAAGCCGUAGCCAGACCUCAGGGGAUCUGUCCAGCAGGGUCACAGAUGUUGUCACUGUUGCAGGCUUAAUGAAAUAGCUUCAGAGUGAUGCCUUUGCCAACUCAGGAAGAAGGAAACACUUGGAAAUUUUUACUGGGAAAAGCCUCAGUAAAAGAAUCUCCUUUCUGUUGUGUUGACGGGGGUGGUGGCUGUGAGGCCGAUGGGUUACGCUGCCGGAGAUAAGAGACUGCGGAGACCAUCGGCUAUUGAACAGGCUGGACUGGAGAUUUUCAGCUUUCCCUGGAUAUGGCUGGUCAAGUGGUGGCAGCAGAUAACACCUAGGGGCUACGUGCCUCCCCUCAUCUUGAAGGAGUUUCAGAAACUGCUCCCCAUGCCGGCAGCCUGGCUGUGCUGCACCGGGGCACGCAGUCCCCGUGCUGCCCCUUAUCUCCCUGCACAGCUGACAUCAUGCUAAACCAAACCCUACGCCUGCUACGGGGAUAAAGAGCUCCCCGCCUCGGCCUCGCCAGGUGGACGGACCCCUCGUUUGGAGUCCUCGCUCUCUGUUUGGCUCGGCUCACCUCUGAAGCGGCUGGAGCGGGUGCCUGCACUGGAUCGGAAGUGCUUGGCCAAGACAAUGUACCAGCAUUUCCUUUUCCUUUUCUUCCUCUCCUUCCAUCCCUAUAAAUGCCAAGAGCAACUCCUGAGUGAAGAUCAGUAUGAAACCCCCAAGGAUUACCAGGAGGUCUACAGAGGGACCAAAAAUGAUGUCAAAGAGAUCCCAAAGAUUGCAAAGCCCUUCAUUUCUGAGAUGAUCUUUGUACAGACCAGCAUUACCGCUGUAAGGAAAGGUGCCUUCAGAUAUAUGCCCAACCUGAUCAAAAUUCUGUUUAUUGGCAACAAAAUCAAGAUAGUUGAACCAGGAGCCUUUGAUGGUUUGGAGAAACUGAGGGAUUUGGAGAUCUCUGGUGCCUCAUUAGAAGAACUAUCUGUGGGUACUUUCCAAAACCUCCCAAGCUUGCAAAGACUGGAGCUGAGAGACAGUCACAUCAGACAGAUCCCCAAAGGACUGUUUGAUGGGCUGGAGAAUUUGGGAGAGCUCUCCCUGCACAUCAAUGCAAUCCCUUCUCUCCCAGAAGGCAUCCUUGAUUCGCUUGCCAAUUUAAUGUUUUUGGACUUGUCUAGAAAUAGGAUCAGAGCUCUUUCUGGGGAUGCCUUUAGCAAACUCCCCCAACUGCAAGUACUCCGGCUGUAUGAGAAUGAGCUGCAGGACCUCCCAGAGGGGUUGCUGGAUGAUCAGCCAGGGCUGCUGGAGCUCAGCCUCCAGAGGAACAGACUCAAGGUUCUGCCACCUACCCUCCUGAAGAACCUGCCUCGUCUGGAGAAACUCCUCUUGGAUAACAAUCUCCUCAGGAUUCUCCCACUUAAGGGCUUUUUUGGUUUAAACAAACUGAAGCUGCUGACACUAGGUUCAAACCACAUUGUAGAGCUUCCCAGCUGCCUUUUUGACGUCAUGCUGCAGCUCCGGGAGCUGGACCUGGGCAGGAACAGUUUGGCCACACUUCCAGAUGGCAUCUUCAGAAACCUCACAUCUCUCAGCAAACUCAUAUUGUCCCAGAACCAGCUAACAGCCCUACCAAGAGGAGCCUUUACUGGGCUCAACAAGCUCUCAGACCUCCAGUUGGACACAAAUCAGCUCUCUGCUCUGGACAGCAAGGUCUUUGCUUCUCUCACAAAUCUGAAAACCCUCAACCUUCAAAAGAACCAGCUGGAGACUGUCCGCAGUGGGCUCUUGGAUCCCUUGGCAAGGCUCAGCUCACUGUAUCUCAGUGGGAACCCAUGGAGAUGUGACUGCAACCUUUGCUACCUGCACAGCUGGAUCCAGGGCAACACUGAGAAAGUCAAAUUGCCCACCCAAGUGGCAUGCAGGAGUCCACCCCACCUGGCACAGCAAGCAGUAAUAUCACUGAGGGAUGACCAGUUAAUUUGCCCAAAUACUCCAUCUCCUUCAGCUUUUUUCACUCCACCUCUGCCAUUCACCUCCUUGUCAUCACAAAGGAUGUCAACUAUGCUAUCACCCAGGGCCUUCCCAACUGCAGUGCUGACCACGCUGUCACCAGGGGCCUUCCAAAUCUUGGCACUGCCAACCACACCAUUGCCUGUGGCCAUUGCUACCAUGUUGCCAACUGUGCCACCAGAGGCAUCCAUCAAUGCUCCAUCACCAACCAUAUCUCUGGAGGCCAUCAUCACCAAAUCAUCACCAGUUGUGCUGCCAGAGGCCUCCAUCACAACCUCAUCGCCAGCUGUGCUGCUGGAGGCCUCCAUCACCACUCCAUCUCUGACUGUGCCGCUGGAGGCCUCCAUUGCCACCCCAUCUAUGACUGUGCCUCCGGAGGCCUCCAUCACAACACUGUCUAUGACUGUGCCACCAGAGGCCUCCAUCACCACUCCAUCUACAACUGUGCUGAUGGAGGCCUCCACUGCCACCCCAUCUCCGACCAUGCUGCCAGAGGCUUCCAUCAACACCCCAUCUAUGACUGUGCCGCCGGAGGCCUUCAUCACCACCCCAUCUCCAACCAUGCUGCCAGAGGCCUCCAUCAUCACCCUAUCUAUGACUGUGCAACCAGAGGCCUCCAUCGCCACCCCAUCUAUGACUGUGCCACCGGUGGCCUCCAUCACCACUGUAUCUACAACUGUGCUGAUGGAGGCCUUCACCGCCACCCUAUCUCCGACCGUGCUGCCGGAGGCCUCCAUCGCCACCCCAUCACCGACCAUGCUGCUGGAGACCUUCAGCUUCAGUGCAACACCAGCCAUCAUAAGCCUACAGCCUCCCGGAGUCACUACCAUGGAGCCCACACCAUCCACACCAGCUUCUGCUGCCACACUAGUGUCAGCCACCAGGCUGGCAGCCACCUCUGGACAAAUGCCACCUGUUCCUCCAGUGCCCAUGGAGAGGCCAGCAGCCAUCCCUUUGGGGAUUCCCAGCACCUCCCUUGUCUCAGGCUCCCCAUCAGUGCUCCAGCCACCCCACAGGACUGAUGUGCCAGGCAUGGCCACACUGGCAUCGCACUCACCGUCUGACCAAGCCUCUAAGCCAGGCAGGGAGUGGGAUCAGGCCAUGGUGCGGGACUCUUCCACCAUCAGCACCCAGCCCUCAGCUACAGCCUCCCAGCACAAUUCUGCCUUCCAGCAUCCGCUUGGCCCCCCUCAACAUCUCCUGCAUCCUCUGUCCUCACCAUCGCUGCCACGUGGGGCCAUGCAAGUGCUCAGCCGGCCUCCCUGCCUUCGUCCUCUUGCUGGCUUCACGCUUGGGGCUGCACCUUGCACUCCAGCCUCCGGUACUGCCAGGUCUCACUUGCUCUAUUCUUGUUUAUGAUCGUGCUGGAAAUUGGUUGCACAUUCCUGGGGGUGAAUCUGGCCCUUCUCCUCUACAAGGCCACCCGCCGUAGAGGCGGACCUGUGGCAUUGGUGAGGCUGGUGAGUGUCCAGCCCCUCGCAGCUGCGCGCCCACACCAGAGCUUCCACCGGGCCUUGGGAUGUGAGGCUGCCCCAGGGCCCCCUGAGGAAGCGCCAGCACCACUUUGAGCUUCACUGCUCCUGCGCAACCAGCAUGCUUAGUGCAGCUGGUGCAUCUCCACUUUGUGAUUUAGCAUUCCUACAUCCGCUGGAGUAAGGGAGGGUGAUUUCCCCAUAAAUCUCGGCUGAAGCCUGGAGCUGUGCUGGUGGCACAGGGCUGUGUGUGCUCGUGGCAGGGGCCUUGGCAUGGCUCUCCCAGCACUGCUUUUCUGCUUUACCUUGCUCCUUUGGUCCUGUCACUUACUACAAGAGGGGAUCCCCAGGAGCAGGGUGUUCCAGGACCUCUCUGUGCUGGGGACAGUUUUGAGGUGCCCCUAGCUCAGCCCUGGAGAGGCUGUGAGCUUGCAGGGCUGGGGCUGCCCCGUCCCUGGUGGCACUGCCUCAUGGUCCCUUCUGCCAGGCAACACUAGAUGGCAUCCCUGCACCGGCAGUGACUGCCACCGCCUGCCACUGCCUGUCCCGCUGCCACUCAUGGCCACAGAGGGUGACCAUGGCCCUGGAGGCCCUGCUCUGAUGCAUCCAAGACCCCACUGCCAGCCUUCCCUGGUCAUGCUGCAAGACUGGUCCACACUGGUACAUCCAUCAAGCAACUCUGAACUCUUCUUCUCUCUUUCUCAGUUUCCACCUCAACAAUAUUAAAGCCUGCUGUGUGUGUCUCCACCAUGCACUAAAGAGCUGAGAGGAAUGUUUCUAUGCCAGGCUCUUUCUCAACGUAGUCUCCAGUGGUGGUUGCCCACUGCUGGCUGGGGCACAGGGUUCCUGAACUGGCGAAGAUGUCAGAGAGCUACAUUGGACCAUGGUUGCAACCUCUCCUGUUGAUCUGACGGACACAGGCAGUGACACAGUGAGAAAACCAAUGCUUUUUUUUCCCCCCACUAUUAAAUCUUGUGCCCCGAAAAGCUCUUUAAGAGGCGGCAUGUCCUGGUUUCUCUGGGAGAGUAACAUUUGAUUAUGGCCAAUCACUUUGUUCACAUACAAUAAUUUAACCUGGACCUGUACCCAAAAUCCAGGCUAAGUGCCAGUUCCUUUGAAUUUCAGAAAGAGGUGGGUCACUUUCCUCAUAAACGAAGUUUUGAUGUGUGUGUUCACCUCUGCUCUUCUGGGCUGCAGCCAGGGCCAAAAAAGGAAAGUGCCAAACCUAAACAAAAGUGUCUGUUUCUGUGGCUUUUCUGGCAUCGCAGGAAGUGGUGAAACUUUCACUAGAAAACUUUAUCCCAGGAGAUUUUGAGCCUGGUUUUGAUAGCUCUGAAAAAACUGCUAUGGCACUGCUAAGCCUUCGGUUCUUCAGAUCCCUGCAGGCUGGGAGAUUUGCAGAGAUGACAUUGCACUUGCUGUAAGGCAGGAGAGGUGGCUGAGCCCUGAUGCCGAGGUUUCUCGGUGCUGCUCGCUCGCAGCCUCUCCCCAUAGCAGAAUUUCCCUCCGCAGCACAGCCUGGGCGCUGAACACCAGCUCCCUUUUGGCACAUAAAUAACUUUCCUGCCAUCAUGAUCAGCAAAAGCCUGAGGAUGUGAACCCCGGUAGCUUGCAA
Molecule: messenger RNA, 5589 nt
Organism: Dromaius novaehollandiae (emu)
Lineage: Eukaryota; Metazoa; Chordata; Aves; Casuariiformes; Dromaiidae
Product: mucin-2-like
Exons: 2
Coding region: 1123-3861 (912 amino acids)
Molecular function (GO): protein binding
Source: RefSeq, a predicted model, not a curated record